UUUCUCUGCAGUGGGAUCAGACCAACAGUCUUUGCAACAGGUCCAAGAGGAAACCAGGCAGUCCCAGUAAUGAUAGGAUGAAGGUCUGAGGAUCAGAAGGUCUAAAGGUCUGAGGGUCUGUAACAACCUUCUGGUCUUCUGGUCUGACAGGGUGAAGGUUCUGAGUACUAUCUGCCUGAUCUGAUGCCACAGAGUUCAGAUGUACCAACAUGAUGCCGACGUUUCUCACCGUGUUCCUCAGUGAGGACAAGCAGCACGUCAGCGAGGUUCCCGUCACCCCGGACACGCUGUGCAGAGACGUGGUGGAACUCUGCAAGGAACCCGGAGAAGACGAGUGCUACCUGUCCGAGUCCUGGAGAGGAUCAGAGCGCAUUGUCAAUGAGGGGGAGCGGAUGCUGGAGGUGCUGCAGCAAUGGGGGAAGAAGAGAGGAGAGGUUCAGUAUCUGCUGCACCACCAGAGGCCUCCAAGACGAGACUCAGGUGGAUCCAGAACUGCAGAUCACAUGAUCAAAAGUAACCAGAUGAAGGAUUCUACAUUCUGUUAUGUGGCAAACUCGGUUUCUUCUGCUCCUGCUGAAAUGAUGCUGAGCGAGCUGCAGGAUCUGGCAACUCGUCAGCAGCAGCAAAUUAACGCUCAGAAAAAACUGCUGGCCUCCAAAGAGCAGCAGAUGAUGAACCUGCAGCUGGAGGAUCAGUGGCACCACCAGCAGGAACUGUCUGAUCAGGACCGGCUGCAGCGGCUCAGAGAAAAUGCACAGAAGCAGGAGGCCAAGCUUCACCGUGUUCGGGCCCUCAGGGGCCAAGUGGAGCACAAACGCCACAGCAACAGCAAACUAGUGGAGGAGGUUGAUCAGAUGACCGGAAUGUUUCAGCAGAAGCAGCGGGAGCUGCUGCUCGCCGUGGCCAGGGUGGAGGAGCUGAGUGGCCAGCUGGAGGCGCUGAGGAGCAGCAGACUGCUGGAGAAUCCUCUCUCUCACCACUGCACCUCCUCCUCGGUGGAGCUGGAGCUCCUUUAUAAGGAGCUGCAGCUGAGGAACAAACUGAACCAGGGUCAGAGCGACAGGCUGCAGCAGCAAAGAGAAAGUCUGAACAAAAGGAACCUGGAGGUGGCGGUGUUGGACCGGCGGCUGCUGGAGCUGCGACAGCGGCUCUGGAAGAAGAAAGCCGCGCUGCAGCGGCAUGAAAACCCACCUGUGGCGCCUGACAGUACGACCCCUCAGCAUGGGGGGGGCUCCAGAGUGGCGGCAGUGGGACCGUAUAUCCAGUCAACCUCCAAAUCUAAGAAUCAGGCGCCUCCGUUGCCACCUCGCCCAGCGGUUGUGACAAAGCCAGUGUACCUGGACGGCAUCACCACACUUCCCAGACCAGAUACCACCGUGAAGCCGCCGCCCAGACCACUUAAACCAGCCGCAGGUAUCACCCAAUCACAUGUUACCAAACUGUCUGAUUGGAAGAAGUCCUUUGCUGAAUCCAGCGGCGGCUGUAGCCACGCCUCCACGCUGCCGCAGAUGUCCAGGACCAUCAGCCACGGCGAGGGCGGUGAGACCCCAAAGGACAAGAAGAGACUGUCUGGGUCCAGCAUCCCGCCCCCUGUCCCCGUACGGACCAAUCAUAUCACUGAGAACAUGCACAGGGACAAGCAGAGUUCAAGCAAAGGUCAGGGCAUGAUGUCCACUCCGCCCCCACUGCCCAGUGAGCCAAACCCCUCCUUAAUCAAGCCCGCCUACAGCACCGGAACAUUCCCCGGAAAGGUCCGGACAGGUGGGGGUAACCUGAAGGCUCUGUCGGAUUUGUCCACCUACAGCAACACCCUCCCUCUGCCAAACAAGCCGGACAACCCGCCAGCCGCUGCUGUGCGACCUUAUGCCCUGGACCCUGCCGAGGCUCCUCCUUCUGUGUUACAGAAACCUCAGACUCUGACGGCGUCCUCCAUCUACUCCAUGUACACGCAACAAGCUACACUGGGGAAGAGCUACCAGGCAAACGGACAGGGAACACUGACCCGGGGCCCGCCCAGAGUGUAUGGAAAACCGGCCCUCCCAACCAGUGGGGGGCAGCAGGCUGAUGGCUCAGAUGUCACCAGUGUGAAUUGCUGCUCUUCUGUGACUGACAGGAAUGAGGUGGACACAAGUUGCCAAACUAAAGGUGAUGGAGUUGGUGCAGAAGCAACAGAGUGCAACCCCCCUCGACCCCUCAGUCCCACCAAGCUCCUCCCCUUCCUGUCCAACCAUCACAGGAAUCCCAACGAUGGCGACCUGGAUGCCUUCCGCCGCCGGCUUCAUCACGCCCCAAGGCCCCUGAAAAAACGCAACUCCAUCACAGAGCCUGAGGGUCCAGCAGGACCAAACAUCCAGAAACUGCUCUACCAGAAGGCCACCCUUGCUGCCAUGGAAACCAUCCCCAUGGAGACGGUCACUAUGACAGAGACACACACUGAGCCUGCAAGAACCAAGGAUGUCAUGUCCAGUGCAGGUGAGAACAUCCAAAAGAAAGCGGAACCCACAGACAACAGCCAGGCCCCGCCCCCUCUACUGCCCCACUCGCCCAUCGCCGACCCCGCCUCCUGGAGUGUGUCAUCACCACCUGUGGAACAUGAGGAGGAGACUAACCCGACAACUUCGGCCUCUCCCGAUCAAUCUACAGAGGAGUACCCUCCAUACCCGCCUCCACUGUACCCCUGCUAUGAGGAGCCGGAGCCUGGUAACCGCAGAAUCAGCCUACAGCCACCGGAGGUCACAGGACAGGUCGCCGUGCAGCCGGUAAAGCGGUCGAUCCUCCACCGAGCCGGCUCGCGGCGGCUCGACCGCGGCCUGCGGGUUAAGUUCAGCCCUCUGGCCCUGCUGCUGGACUCGUCCCUAGAGGGCGAGUACGACCUCGUCCAGAGGGUCAUCUACGAGGUGGACGACCCCAGCGCCGCGAACGACGAGGGCAUCACAGCGCUGCACAACUGCGUCUGCGCCGGACACAUGGACAUCGUCAAGUUCCUGGUUCAGUUUGGUGUCAACAUCAAUGCUGCUGACAGCGACGGCUGGACUCCUCUCCACUGUGCUGCUUCCUGUAACAACGUUCAGGUCUGUAAGUUCCUGGUGGAGUCCGGGGCAGCUGUGUUCGCCACCACCUGCACUGACAUGCAGACCGCUGCCGACAAGUGCGAGGAGCUAGAGGACGGCUACGCCCAGUGCUCCCAGUUCCUCUACGGUGUUCAGGAGAAGAUGGGCGUGAUGAACCGCGGGGUGGUUUAUGCCCUGUGGGAUUACGAGGCCCAGCGUGAAGACGAGUUAGACUUCAGCGAGGGCGACUGCAUCACGGUGCUGAGGCGCGACGACAAGCUGGAAACGGAGUGGUGGUGGGUGCGCUGCGGCGACCACGAGGGUUACAUCCCUCGCAACCUGCUGGGGCUGUACCUGAGGAUCAGAGCACGUCAGAGGAGUCUGGCUUAACGGACACAAAGAACUGAAGCGUGUUUGAGCCACGGAGGAUAAAUUAAAUUAAGAAACAUCCCGACAACAUCAAACUAAACCGUUUAAUCCACAUGGCUGCUGCCAGACACACCAACGCUUUGUCUUUGAUUUACUGUUCUGAUCAAAAAUUAAAGUAUAUCUAAACAAAUGUGACCAGCAUCAGCCACCA
Thalassophryne amazonica is the source of this 3630-nucleotide messenger RNA. RefSeq names its product apoptosis-stimulating of p53 protein 2-like. Gene Ontology annotation, cellular component: nucleus. The transcript is spliced from 18 exons. Gene Ontology annotation, biological process: regulation of apoptotic process. Bases 210 to 3440 code for a protein of 1076 amino acids. Gene Ontology annotation, molecular function: p53 binding. Lineage: Eukaryota; Metazoa; Chordata; Actinopteri; Batrachoidiformes; Batrachoididae. The record is from RefSeq and is a predicted model, not a curated record.